Messenger RNA from Brassicogethes aeneus, 1826 nucleotides. The record is from the annotation of a GenBank genome assembly. Lineage: Eukaryota; Metazoa; Arthropoda; Insecta; Coleoptera; Nitidulidae.
UAUAAAGCAGGAUGACCGGCCGAUUCAAGAGUUCGCAGUUUUGUUUAGUGUAGUAUUGCUUAGCAGUGUUGUGUUUUCGUAGUCCUGAUAAGUGAUAGUGGUGUAUAAUUAUCAGAUUUUAUUGCCGAUGUAUAAAAUUAAACAUUCAUUUUGUGCAGUUGUUUAGUUGUUCGCGGUACUAGCACCAGUUCACCUUCCUUUAGUAGAGAGACUGCGAAACUGGCCUACAAAAAUGCAUCACCACAACAUUGAUAUGGCUUCUAUUAACGAACCAAAGAAUUCAAACGAAAGCAAAUGUGUGGGAUGUUUAAAAGCUAACAAACUUACUAUUGCCACUGUGGCAGGUGUAGUGCUCGGUGCUUUACUCGGUAUUAUCCUUAGACAAACCAAAUUAGAAUGGUCCGGCAGGGAAGUCAUGUAUAUAGGGUACCUUGGUGAUUUAUUUCUGCAGAUGCUUAAAUCUUUAAUUCUUCCCUUAAUAAUUUCUUCACUGGUUUCCGCUAUUGCAAGUUUAGACCUAUCUCUCUCAGGUCGAAUUGCAGGAAGAGCAAUAGCAUACUAUCUUACUACAACUUUUGCUGCUGUAGUUUUGGGUAUUAUACUUGUUGUUUCCAUAAAACCCGGAGUGGGUUAUACGGGUCAAACCGAGGUUCAAGAUGAACAGGAUAAAAGGCAUGUGCUUACUGUGGACACGUUAUUGGACCUUGUUAAGAACAUGUUUCCAGAAAAUUUGAUUGAAGCUUGCAUUCAACAGCACAGAACAAGGUUAUUAAAUGAAACUGGAGGCACAGAUCUACAAGAAUUUACAAUAACAACCGAAAUAGUAGCUGGAACGAAUAUUUUGGGAUUAGUAGUGGCAUCUGCAGUGAUUGGGAUUGCUUUGGCUCAACUAGGCGAAGAAGCCAAAACCUUGGCCAAUUUUUUUCAUAGUUUAAUGGCAGUAAUGAUGAAAAUAACUACAUGGGUUAUUUGGCUGUCGCCUGUUGGUAUUAUGUUUUUGGUCGCAGCCAAAAUUUUGGAAAUGGAUGAUAUUGCUUCUGUAAUGAGUUCAUUGGCUCUCUACUUUGGCACAGUUUGUGUUGGUCUUUUUGUACAAGGAUUUGUUGUUUUGCCAAUUUUAUAUUUUACUUUAACUAGGAAAAACCCCUUUCAAUUUAUUUCAAAUAUUGGUACUGCCAUCGUUACUGCCUUUGGUACUGCAUCAAGUUCUGCAACGUUACCAGUUACCAUUAAAUGUCUCGAAGAGAAUUUAGGAGUAGAUCCUCGAGUGGCCCGUUUUGCUUUACCAAUUGGUGCGACAAUAAAUAUGGACGGUACAGCGCUCUACGAAGCAGUAGCGGCUAUUUUUAUUGCCCAAGUUAGAGGCGUGGAAAUGGAUAUUGGCACUCUUAUUGCCAUAAGUAUCACAGCUACCGCAGCUAGCAUAGGUGCAGCCGGUAUUCCUCAGGCUGGGCUGGUUACUAUGGUAAUGGUGUUGGAUACUGUAGGUUUGCCAUCUGAGGAUGUUACUCUUAUUUUGGCAGUUGAUUGGUUACUUGAUCGAUUUAGGACUGCUGUUAACGUUAUGGGUGAUGCCUUUGGCGCGGGAAUAGUAAAUCAUCGCAGUCAAAAAGAGUUAGCAACGUUGACAGGUCCUGCACCAGUAAAAAAGAACAAAGAGAAGCAAGACCAAGAUUCUAAUUCGACAGUUCAAAUUCAACAAAUUUAAAAUAAGAAAACAAAAUAAAGGUGCUUUACCGAAACAAUAAUGAAACACUUUCUCAUUUAUUAAUAUUUUGGAUCCAAAUUAUAUUUGAACACUGCUUUUGUAAAACAAAUUUAUGACU